Neofelis nebulosa (Clouded leopard) is the source of this 994-nucleotide messenger RNA. It is a transcript of the gene RPL14, whose product is annotated as ribosomal protein L14. Gene Ontology annotation, molecular function: RNA binding; structural constituent of ribosome. Lineage: Eukaryota; Metazoa; Chordata; Mammalia; Carnivora; Felidae. Gene Ontology annotation, cellular component: ribosome; cytosolic large ribosomal subunit. Gene Ontology annotation, biological process: ribosomal large subunit biogenesis; translation. The record is from RefSeq and is a predicted model, not a curated record. Bases 16 to 942 code for a protein of 308 amino acids. The transcript is spliced from 6 exons.
GUUAAAAGAAGCCAAAUGGAAUGCGGACACAAUUAUAAUGAAAGUCACAGCUUCUGUGCUCUUCAUUCUAAAGUCCUACUAGAUGACCGUCCUGCCACUAACCAGGCUGCCUCACCAUACACCACUGCUCCGGUCAGCCAAAAUGCAAGAAGGCUCGAACCAGCUCCGCCAUGUUUUCCCAGCGAGCAUGCGUGCGCGUAUGCACGUACGACCCUAACCAAUCAGUGCUCGCGUCGGCGGCUCGUUAAUCGCAGGGGCGGGGCGGCCUUCUACACAUCCGCCCGGUCGGGCGGCCCUUCUUCCUUCUCGCUGAACGCCGCCAACAUGGUGUUCAGGCGUUUCGUGGAGGUUGGCCGGGUGGCCUACGUCUCCUUUGGGCCUCAUGCCGGGAAGCUGGUAGCGAUUGUAGAUGUUAUUGAUCAAAACAGGGCUUUGGUUGACGGACCUUGCACUCAGGUAAGGAGGCAGGCGAUGCCUUUCAAAUGCAUGCAGCUCACUGACUUCAUCCUCAAGUUUCCUCACAGUGCUCGCCAGAAAUAUGUCCGACAAGCCUGGCAGAAGGCAGAUAUCAAUACGAAAUGGGCAGCCACAAGAUGGGCCAAGAAGAUUGAAGCCAGAGAAAGGAAAGCCAAGAUGACAGAUUUUGACCGUUACAAAGUCAUGAAGGCAAAGAAAAUGAGGAACAGAAUAAUCAAGCUUGAAGUUAGGAAGCUACAGAAAGCAGCUCUCCUGAAAGCUUCUCCCAAAAAGGCACCUGCUGCAGCAGCUGCUGCAAACGUUCCAGCAAAAAAGAUGGCCGCUGCGGGCAAGAAGGCUCCAGCCCAGAAGGUUCCUGCCCCAAAAGCUGCAGGCCAGAAGGCAGCACCUCCGAAGGCUCAGAAGGGUCAGAGAGCUCCAGCCCAGAAGGCACCUGCUCCGAAGGCAUCGGGCAAGAAAGCAUAAAAGCAUAAGAGGCUAUUAUAAAUCCGUAAUAAAGGUUCUUUUUGACACGCUG